GGAACUGAUCGUGGACCAGAUACUAUUUGACAGCCAACAGCUGUUGUCCCGCGUUGGUAGAUUUAAAUCCGGACACAGAUCAGUGGUGGGUCAAAGAGGAGGACGAGCACCGGCGGCGAACCGCUAGAAUGAACAUGUCUGAACCAUUAACAUCAACAAAGUCCACACCGGAGAGUGGGCGCGAGCUGAAUGUUGAUCUUCGCACCAUCUCAGCAUCAGACAGUCUGACACAGUACGAUGAGAAAGACUCUGAACGACCAGAGAAGAUCCGUGCGGUUCCGAUCCAUCGGCGUCCGGACCUGCUGGUACCCUGCGCCGACCUGGUCAACUCCGAGUGGCAGAGGAGCCAGGCCGCCCGGGUUCACUCCCUCCAGAAGUCCUGUCCAGAGUUCCCCGUCUGCCUGGUUCUCCUGCGGGGCCACAGAGAGUCAGAGCGGCUGCUCGGCCACGCCCGGCUCUCCCGGGUCGUGGGUCACAGCAGCAGCCUGUUCGUCGAGUCGGUGGUGGUGUCCAAGGCGGAGCGAGGGAAGGGCUACGGCCGGACUCUGAUGGACGAGACGGAGCACUACGCCAAAGGCAGAGGGUUCAAGCGCCUGUGCCUGACCACCCAUGAUAAGCAGCACUUCUACGCCCAUCUGGGCUACGUGCUGUCCACGCCAGUGCAGAACGCAGGCGCCAUGACGGCGUUUGUUCCCAUGGAGAUGCUUCUGAGGUUCUCCAGAAUGCCGAGUGAAGAGGCGAGCACUCAGAAACAGACAAAGACGGAGGCUCAAGUGCAACAGGGGAACAGAGAUUCAGGAGGUGCUUGUGUUGUAGGGUCACCUCCACCUUCCAGUUUCCCUCCUCCUCUUUCCUGCAUUCCUCCUCCACCACCUCCUCCUCCUUCAAUCCCUCCUUCUCCUUCCAUCCCUCCUUCUCCUUCCAUCCCUCCUCCACCACCACCUCCUCCUCCUUCUAUCCCUCCUCCUUCUCCUUCCAUCCCUCCUCCACCUCCACCUCCUCCUCCUUCUAUCCCUCCUCCUUCUCCUUCCAUCCCUCCUCCACCCCCUCAUCCCCCUCAGUCUGCAGGGCAGCUCGUAGUUCAGACUCUGACUGAAACUCCCCACAGAGACGCCAAAGGAGUUCCCAUCUAUUGGAUGCACAAAGACAUUUGAGCUACACACAAUCAGAUACACUUGGGAAUGUAUUUAAUGCACACACGUAUGUUUAUAUGUGCACACAUCAAAAGACAGAAAUAUAUGCAUUUGACAUGUGAAGAACACACACAGAGGAGGACGUACAGGGUGUGGACAUCAGAGACAAAUGAUUUAGUAAACCAAAGAAAUGCAGACAACACAUUGAUUCACUGCCAUCACACGUGAAGACACAGUCAGUGUCUUUGGAGCACAGUGGAUAAAGGCCAGCAGAUAUCGCAACACUGCAGCAUAUCAUGUGAGAACUGCAACGCACCUGGCUUUAAUCAACCUUUUAUUCUCAGAGCUUGGCCCGUCAUUAUAAUAUCUUAGAAGUGAAGAAGAUGAAGGUGCUGGCUGGCAGCAGUUUGGAUACACUCAGCCCUCGUCUUCACUUCCAAGGGAUGGGACUUUUGAUUGUGACAAAGAUGGCAUUAAUUUAGAAAAAAACGACUUUAAUGAAAUUAUUUUUGCCCUUCGAGCAGCUCUGCUCCUCGAGUCCACCGUGCAUCUGCUGCUACAUUCAAUCAUUUGAUGCUGUAACUGGAGCUUUCAGUGUGCCUUGUUGAACUGCCAGAGAACUGAAGCCUUGUUAAGACUUCAUAUGUUGAUGCAUCUUGUUA
Chelmon rostratus (copperband butterflyfish) is the source of this 1795-nucleotide messenger RNA. RefSeq names its product N-alpha-acetyltransferase 80. The record is from RefSeq and is a predicted model, not a curated record. Bases 129 to 1154 code for a protein of 341 amino acids. The transcript has 2 exons. Lineage: Eukaryota; Metazoa; Chordata; Actinopteri; Chaetodontiformes; Chaetodontidae. Gene Ontology annotation, biological process: protein acetylation. Gene Ontology annotation, molecular function: acetyl-CoA binding; N-acetyltransferase activity. Gene Ontology annotation, cellular component: cytoplasm.